CGCCGCCGCGCCAUGGCCGGCGUCAAGGCCCUCGCCCUGCUCCUCCUCCUGGCGCUCACCUUCUCCGCGCUCGCCGCCACCUCCCUCGCCGGCGGGGACCACCACAUGCAGCUCCACGGCCUCCUCUCCAGCUCCACCCGCGGGGAGUGCAGGGGCACCGUCGGCGAGUGCGGCGCCGACGGCGACGACACCGACGACGCCGACGACGCCGAGGGCGAGCUGGGCUCCGCGUCCGCCGAGUCGCACCGCCGCUUCCUGCAGGGCCGGGGCUACAUCAGCUACGGCGCGCUCAGGCGGAACCAGGUGCCCUGCAGCCGCCGCGGCGCCAGCUACUACAACUGCCGCCCCGGCGGCCAGGCCAACCCAUACCGCCGCGGCUGCUCCCGCAUCACGCGCUGCCGCGGCUAA
Lolium rigidum is the source of this 408-nucleotide messenger RNA. Its product is annotated as rapid alkalinization factor-like. Lineage: Eukaryota; Viridiplantae; Streptophyta; Magnoliopsida; Poales; Poaceae. The coding region runs from base 13 to 408 and encodes 131 amino acids. The record is from RefSeq and is a predicted model, not a curated record. The transcript has a single exon.